AUGCUCGUCCUCCUCGUUACAGGGGCGUUGCUGUUCAGCACCUACGCCAGUGCCAGUGGCACUUUAAUCCCCAUAACAUUCUACACGAACUUUGGCUUUGACUCCGGCUGCACCACGCCCAGUACUCUCGCAACAAACAUCUCCCUGGAACUUGGCGCUUGCGUUGUGACUCCCGGCCUGGGAUCUUUCCAUCUAAGCCCGUUCCCAUGCGCCAGCGGGUCGGUACAGAACUACGUCUUCACCGAUACAGCAUGCGGCCAAGUUAGCAGGGACUACUAUAGAGGCGGCGAUGGGAGCUGCUACACUGCGUACUAUGGGGCCAUGGCCGCAAUCAUGCUGAGCUGUGAUCAGGAGUCUCCUGAACCACCGAGCGCUACGACGACUAUCCCCAUCGCAGCGAUUGCCACGGGUGCCUCAUCCUCAACCUCUUCGACAACGCCGUCGUCUAGCAACGAGGGUGGAGACGACUCCUCGGCCACCAGCACCUCCACCACCGACACCUCCUCCUCCUCUGCCUCUGCCUCUGCCUCUGGAUGGAACUCCCUGGAUCUCGGCACACGUAUCGGCAUCAUCGUGUCGCUGGCUGUAGGGAUCCCACCAAUCAUACUCACCAUCUACAUGAUCCUGCAGAAGAGAAAGCGUAAGGCAGACGAACAACAGGCUCAGGCUCAUGGGACGCCCAUGCAGACGUAUCCUCCCUCUGCCCAUAUACACGGUGGGGGAGGCCUGCAUGGAUAUUUCCCGCUUGAUCGUGCUGGGAGCCAGCCGCAGCCGCCAGCGCCUACACCACAGUUGAACCGCGCUUACUACAACAUCGAUUUGGGAACGCGGGGGGGUUGA
Messenger RNA from Cladophialophora carrionii CBS 160.54, 840 nucleotides. RefSeq lists its product as uncharacterized. NCBI's taxonomy places the organism in Eukaryota, Fungi, Ascomycota, Eurotiomycetes, Chaetothyriales, Herpotrichiellaceae. The transcript has a single exon. The coding region runs from base 1 to 840 and encodes 279 amino acids. The record is from RefSeq and is a predicted model, not a curated record.